CGUCUUUGUCGGAGAACACCAUCGCCGCUCAGAACUGCCGGAGAUGUACAUCCUCCACGACUUACAGCAGAACCGAGCCACCAGCGUGGGGUGCUUUCAAGUACCGUAUGGCCGGCGGCAAAACAAGCUUUUUGGUAGUGCCAAUGGGUGGUCGUCUCAAGGUUGCGGCGAUAGCGGACAGGCGGCGCGGCUCUUAUCAGGAACAGCCCAUGCAUCUGGUUAUCUCGAUUUCCCUUCCGCGGAGAAAGAGGUUAUGGACUGGAGUCACUGUCCAUACCCAUACAUAACCCUGAGCCUCAGUCAGCAUUCUCAUAUAACCCUGGCUGCCGAGCCUAGCCUCCUUAUCGCCAGGGUCUUGGCCAAUCUCUGCCCCCUUUGCUCUGUCAUGGUCAGCCAUGAUGGAAAUCCCCAGAAAGAGUAGAUGGGAUGCGGGAGAGGUGCGGCCGAUAAGCAAAAGUCUGGACCAUCAAGCCACAGGGGCAAGCGUGGGACGAAUUGCCAUCAACGGAGAUGUUCAAUUCAUUACUUUGUCCUUCACUUGGACUUGGUGGUCUUGGAAAGUUGUUGGCGACGUCCAGAUAUAAGAGAAUGAAUGCCUUUGAGAGUGUCGGAAGAAUGGACUGCAUCAGUAGACUCACGCUGUACUACAUCUUGGUAUCAGAUCAGGCUUUCCAACAAGAGCCAGUCAGCCCCCCGCGCCCAGAACCAGUUCUCGCUCACCUGACUGCUUCAACCUGCUGAACUCUCGAGGAUUGAAAACAACUCGAGCAUUAUCCAGAUCACCACUUCUCCGUCUUGUUGUUCUGUCAUUCCAGCCUUUUAUCAGCCGCCCUUACUGCCCUUAUCGCUUACACCAUUACCUAUCAACCGGGUCAUCGGCAGCUGGCACCAACCGGACAUCGUCCGUCACGUACGGCAAUUGGGCUGCUGUUGCUUACAGCUAAUUGCGACGCUUCUUAUUGGUUGUGAUUCUGACAGUCUUACCUCACCACCAUCACUGACGACCAACUCAUCUUCACCAUGGUCCUCGGCUUCCAGUUCUCGUUUCAUUCACCACCACUCAACCCUGUCACCAAGAAGGCCCAACGCGUCCCCAUCUUCAACCCCAUCGACCGCCAUGGCCGUGUCUUUUUCUUUUCCUGGACGGGGUUCAUGGUAGCUUUUUGGGCCUGGUAUACCUUUCCUCCUUUGCUCACCCACACAAUCAAACACUCCCUCCACCUCACUCCCGCCCAAGUCGCCAACUCCAACAUCAUCUCCCUCCUCGCCACCCUUUUGGUGCGUCUCAUUUCCGGCUGGGCCUGCGACCGCUACGGCCCCCGCCUCGUCUUUGCCUUCAUUUUACUUUUGGGCGCCAUCCCCAUCGGUCUAGCGCCCACCAUCACCAACGUUACGGGUCUUUACGUCAUCCGCUUCUUCAUCGGUAUUUUGGGCGGCAGCUUCGUGCCCUGCCAGGUAUGGACCACGGCGUGGUUCGAUAAGAAUGUGGUGGGCACGGCGAAUGCGGUAGCCGGAGGAUGGGGAAAUGCCGGAGGGGGCGUGACGUAUUUCGUCAUGCCGGCUGUUUUUGACAGUCUCGUUCGGAACUGGGGGAUGUCGGAUGGAAAGGCGUGGCGGGUGACGUUUGUGGUGCCGCUGAUUUGUCUGCUGGUGGUUGGGUUGGCGUUGGUGUUGGUGUGUGAGGAUAUGCCGACUGGACGAUGGAGGGAUCGCAAUCAAGGUGUGGAGGUGCCGGUGGUUAUUGACGGUGUUGAUCUCAAGUCUGGGUCUGGCGCAGAAACUCCCAUGACGACGACGACGAAGAUGGACGAAGAAAAAGGAUCCAAAUCCGUGUCUGAUACCGAGUCGACUACCCGCCCGGACGUCGAAAAGGGCGAGGUCGUUUCAGCAGGUCCUUCCAACACCACCACCAUUCCGUCGGUAACCACCAUCCUCCUCUCCCCGCAAACCCUCUUCCACAUCCUCACCUACGCCUGCUCCUUCGGCUCCGAACUAGCCAUCAACUCCGUUCUCUCGUCUUACUUCCUCUCCGUCGCCCCUUCUUCCCUGUCCCAGACUUCCGCAGCCAACUACGCCGCCAUCUUUGGUUUUCUCAACUUUAUCACCCGUCCCCUGGGCGGGUUAGCCUCCGACUAUCUUUUUUCGUUCUUUGGCGGCUCUUCCCCUUGUUCUUCCCCUUCUUCUUCUUCCCUUUCCCCAUCCAGCCCAGAAGCAAAGCCAAAGGCAUUAUGGGCCCGCAAACUCCUCAUCACAACAUGUACCCUCCUCACCGGCACUUUCCUGUUGUUACUCGGCCUCCUCCGCCCUUCAUCACUCGGGACCGCCAUCGGGUUGGUCAUACUGGCAGCUAUCUUCAUCGAGGCCGGCAACGGGGCCAACUUUGGGUUGAUUCCGUUUGUUCACCCAGAGAGAAACGGGGUGGUGAGCGGAGUGACGGGCGCAGGAGGCAAUUUGGGCGGGGUGGCGUUUGCGUUGGUGUUUCGGUUUGUGGGCGGACAUGGAAUGAAGGGAGGGUAUGAGAAGGCGAUUUGGAUUGUGGGCAUCAUUAAUUUGGUGGUGGCGGUUGUGGGGGUGGGGAUUAAGCCUGUGCCUGUGGCGGGGAUGGGGAGUACGAAAAAGGAAGGGGGGAGGCGGUGGUUUUGGUGAGGUGGAAACGGGGGAGGGAAUAAGGUGGAGGGAAUAAAGGGGGGUGAUGAAUAAUGAGCGACGAUACUUUUUUUUUGGGAUUCUGGCUUGGUAAAGUGGUGUUUUGGGUUCAAUUUGUGGAGAGACGGACAGGACUUUACUAGUUGCAAGGUGUUUUGCAACUGAUGUCACGGCUUUGGAUACUUACUUGGCAAGCAAUGCAGUUAAUGAAGCCGAUUUU
Messenger RNA from Neurospora crassa OR74A, 2866 nucleotides. RefSeq names its product nitrate transporter CRNA (gene nit-10). Gene Ontology annotation, biological process: nitrite transport; nitrate transmembrane transport. Lineage: Eukaryota; Fungi; Ascomycota; Sordariomycetes; Sordariales; Sordariaceae. The record is from RefSeq and is a predicted model, not a curated record. Gene Ontology annotation, cellular component: membrane. The transcript is spliced from 2 exons. Gene Ontology annotation, molecular function: nitrite transmembrane transporter activity; nitrate transmembrane transporter activity. The coding region runs from base 1021 to 2646 and encodes 541 amino acids.